Nicotiana tabacum (common tobacco) is the source of this 480-nucleotide messenger RNA. The record is from RefSeq and is a predicted model, not a curated record. Lineage: Eukaryota; Viridiplantae; Streptophyta; Magnoliopsida; Solanales; Solanaceae.
AUGGGUUUAUCUGCUCGUAGUGUUGGGGUGUUUAUUCUUUUGCUUGUGUUUGUUGUUGAGUCUGUUGUAUUGGCUGAAGUUAAUAAGGGAGAUGAAGAUGAGAAGUUCUUGUUUAGGCAUCGUCGUUUUGGGGAUCGUAUUGGUGGGGGUUUAGGACAUGGGAUUUAUAGUAAAGGGUUUAGACAUGGUGGAGGUCUUGGCCUUGGUGGAGGUGGAGGUCUUGGUGGUGGUGGUGGUCUUGGCGGAGGAGCUGGNGGUGGUUUUGGUGCAGGUGGAGGUGCUGGAGGUGGUAUUGGUGGUGGUGCCGGUGGUGGUGGAGGAUUUGGUGGAGGAGGAGGUGGUGGCAUUGGUGGUGGUGGAGGUGCAGGAGGAGGGUUUGGAGCAGGUGGAGGCUUUGGAGCCGGUGCUGGUGCCGGUAUAGGAGGUGGCGGCGGUGGCGGCUUUGGUGGUGGAGGAGGCAUUGGCGGUGGUCUUCAUUGA